Prunus armeniaca (apricot) is the source of this 1173-nucleotide messenger RNA. Lineage: Eukaryota; Viridiplantae; Streptophyta; Magnoliopsida; Rosales; Rosaceae. The record is from the annotation of a GenBank genome assembly.
AUGGCGUCUUCAAAACUAGUGUCGUCGUCGUCAAGAUCACGAAACUCGGAUCUCUCGCAACGCCCUUCUUCCAAUUCCCCCGCUACAAAACCCAAACCCUCAGCAACCCCAUCUUCCUCCUCCGCUCACCCCCAAACCCUGAACAACCACAGCAACGGCAUCAGUGAUUAUCACAGCACCAAUACGACGUCGUCCAUGCCAAUCGGCUCGAUGACCAUCGACGGCCUCCUCUAUGACCCGAACCCCACCCCCAUGACCGACGCAACCCUCCUCGACGCCCAAAUAACCCUAAUCAACACUGCCUCCGCCGCAGAAAUGAGCACCUCCUCUGCGGCGGUGCCGCAGAAGACCGUCGAUGAGGUCUGGCGGGAAAUUGUGUCCGGCGAGGCUCGGAAGGGGUGUAAAGAGGAAGUUCCGGAUGAUUUGAUGACUCUGGAGGACUUUUUGGCUCGGGCCGGGGCCGUGGAGGAGGACGACAUUAAGGAUAUGCCGCUUGCAAUGCCGCCUCCGGAGACGGAGAGAUUGAGCGGCGGUGUAUUUUCGUUUGAUCCGAUGCCGCAGCUCAGCCCGUUCAGUUCGAUUGAUAAGGUUGAAGGGUCGAUAAUUGGGUUUGGGAAUGGGGUUGAGAUGGUUGGGAGUGGAGGAGUGGGGAGAGGGAAGAGAGGGCGCGCCGUUUUGGAGCCUAUGGAUAAGGUGGCACAGCAGAGACAGCGAAGGAUGAUCAAGAACCGUGAAUCAGCGGCCAGGUCCCGAGAGAGGAAGCAGGUGUGUAAAUGGGGCAUACCAAGUGGAGUUGGAAUCAUUGGCGGUCAGAUAGAGGAGGAGAACGAGCAGCUUUUGAAAGAGAAGGCUGAGAGGACUGAGGAAAGACGUAAGCAGCUAAUGGAAAAAGUCAUUCCAGUUGUGGAGAAGCGAAGACCAGCCCGUGCCCUCCGGAGAGUUCACUCGUUGCAGUGCUUGUUAAUCAGCAUAGUUCAUCGGACGACUGAGGGGACUGCAACUGGAAAUUGGGGGAGAUUGGAUUACUUCUAUUACUUGAUUGCUGCUCUAGGAGCCACUACUUUCUGGUGUGUGCAAAUUGGUACAAGUACAAAGGCUCUGAGAGCAACAAUACCCUUCAAGGUUGAAGUUGAAGAAGUGUCUAAACUACCUGAGGAAAGAAUUGCUGUUUGA